Chara braunii is the source of this 2542-nucleotide messenger RNA. The record is from the annotation of a GenBank genome assembly. Lineage: Eukaryota; Viridiplantae; Streptophyta; Charophyceae; Charales; Characeae.
AGUGUCAAGGAAAACACGGUGGGAUAGAGGGCGAUGAUAGUGCGGUGUAUUCCAUCUGGGAGCGAGAGCCUGGAAAGUUGCGUUCGUUGUGCGGGUCAUUUGUCGGAGAGGCGAAAGGUGUGUUUUUGUUGGGUAGACCGCACACAGGUCUUGUGUGGGAGUUAUUACAGGCAGGUAAUAAUGUCAUUGCCUGCGACGAGUCGGCCAAGGACAUUGCAUAUCUGACAAAGUUCAUCGAUAUACUUGUGAAGGAUGAGAGAUUCGCCUGUCAUGUCGAGAAGCCACGUUGCACACAUCGUAGCAACAGAGACAUGUUCCACAAGUUGGGACGCAAGAGACUGAAGGUGUGGGAAUACCUGUUCGACGAUGCGCCGCAAGGACGGCUUGAUGGGAAUUACAUCUACAGGAAAGCAAAGGUGACAGAGACCCUGAAACAUUAUCACGGUGCUCUUACUGGCGCCUUUGAGACUUUUGUUGCUCGAUGCGAGAUCCUGAAGUCCGAUCUUCAUAAAGACCAGUUGACGUCCAAGGACUACGCUGACCUCGCGAAAUCGGGUGACGGCUUUAACCCCGUCGACAGCGAGGAAGACUCUUCGGAGUCCGACCUCGAAUUGGACGAGAACAAGGGUGGUGAAGGUCCGGGCGGUGGCAUGGUGCGGUCACACGAUGAAGGGACCGUUCGCUCGCAUGAAAGACCCGUACUGGUGGCCGCCCACAGUGUUGGCUCGAUGGUGGCCCCCAUGGAGGGCACCGGUUUGCCAAACAUGGGAAUAUGUGGUCCCAAUGAUGAAGAUGACAUUGAUAUGUCAGGCGAGGCGUCAAAGCUCGCACCAGGCGAUCCAAUUUCUCUCGGCUAUUGUGCUGAUCCGACCACAAUUUAUUUUUUGGGGGGCAAACACGCCCGCACUGGUGAGGACAAGUGGGGCCAUGACAUCGUAUGGCAUGAGGGCAUUUUUGAGCCCUGCAUCCAAGACGGGGAGUGGAAGAUGGCGGUCAAAUACACACGCGGAUGGCAGACGUUUCGUCGGAUGUCAAAGGACACUUGGCUGAAAACGACGAAACUCGUGAUUCUGUACCGCGUGCAAAAGGAGAAUCCGGGGCAGAGCGAGGGCACUGUCAAAGACAAGGCCAAAGAAUUGUUUUCUGUCAAUCAAACUAUUGGAACCAUGGAGGAGAGCAGCUCUCAGGAUGUCGUGCCUUUGUCGGCAUCGCCCCCCGUACCCACGCAGGCAGGGCAGAGGGAGGAUGACGGGACUACUGUGGUGAAGACUCAAGAGGUUCACAUGACGUCUAUGUCGCAAAUCUCCGUCGCCACGACAGAACCGUCAAAACACAUGGAUGUGUCAAACGCAUUGUCGUCAGAUGCAGGUGCCACGUACGGGAGUUUAUUAAUGGCAAGCGCCGCAUUAGAAGGCACAUCCGAAAUGCAGUUAGAGUCAGGUGUUGGCUUGAGCGUGCCGCACAGUCGGUUGCAACCGGAGUUAUGCACAGGCAAAGGUAAUGCAGAAUCACUGCUGACGCCACAGGGAGAGGCCGCUGCGGAUGGUGGGAAGGGAGGGGAUGUGGAGGGAAUCCUCAAUCCUCGCAAUCUUGAGACCUUAACCGAUGAUUUUGAUUAUGGGGCUGCACUAUCAACGGAUGGAGCAAGGGAAGCACAUGCGGAGUGGUCAUGGACGCACUCGCAUUCUGCCAUGCCAUCAACCGGCGAGAAGAGCAAUGGCAUGGACAGUCGGUGGGCAGUGUACAGCCAAACGGCGAGUGGCCAUCGUCCGCCUAGUGAGGGAGUAUCGAGCGUGAGGCCUCACGACAAUGACGGGGGAGCAUCGGUGCAGGAUUCCGGUCGUCGACGAUCGAGGAACGAAUCUCCCACUCAUCGAGACAUGCGAGACAUUCCCGUGUCACCUACCGUCAGAUCGUCGAACCUUUCUCCGCGAUGCGUGACCGACGUGGACGGUGGUGAUGAUGACAUGGACGGGGAGGGAGGGAGCUCCGGUAAAGGUACACCGGAAGGGGGGGAGACACCUGAAGGCGGAGGGACAACGCAAGCAGGGACGACAACAGCCGACGGGGCGUCAAAUGCCCGUCCUACAUCAGCAGGGGGCGGGACAUCAGAUGGGCAGGGAACAUCGCAGGGUGCAGGAACCUCUCGACGAGGAGGGACGUACGAAUCGGAGAGCGCACGGAAGACACGCCGCACGGGCGGUGGGAAAGGUCGGGUUGCAGGAGAGAGCGGAUCAGCGGUUUCAAGCAUCGCCGAAGCAAUGCAUGUGUCGACGCGGACGUACUGUGAAGGACUGGACAAGGCGUUGGACAGGGCCGCUGGUGUGCUCACGAAGGCGAGCACCGAAGGAGCAAAUGUUGUCGCUGGCAGGAUAGGUGACAUGGCCACCCAAAUUGGCGAGGUGGCGGCCGCCAUGCAUAAGGGAAAUGCGGUGCUGCAGCUGGUGGUGGGUGUCAUGGCACGACGAGGGAGCAGCGACGGCGGGCGAUGAGGAGACAAUGUCGGUUAGCCGCGUAGGGAACGGUACGGUUUCCGAGGCGU